AUGUGGCCGCUCUCUCUUAAACACAUACACAGAUCCCGAGAGUGCACGUAUGGAAGGUUUACAUGUGUGAAGGAGAAAGGCCAUUGCUGCCCACUGCGGGCUGCCGGCCCCACCCCGCCCUCGGCGGCCGGGGAGAGACAAGCCAAGCGAGGGCCGCGGAGUCCGUCUCAGCUAGCCCGGGAGCGAGGGGCGGGGCCGGGCGGGGCCGCGAGCGCGCAGGCGCAGUGCGGGCUUCCUCGCGCCGCCGCCACUGCCGCCGCCGCCGCCGCCCGCGCUGCACCACAGGCCCGAGACAGACAGGGCCGGGAAGAGCCGGAGACUGAGGAGGAGGCGGAGGCGGCGGCGGAGCCACUGGAAGUGCUUCCCGGAGGGGUGCGGGGUGUCUCGCCGCGCCGUCGCCCACCCCCCUCCUCAGCCAGCCACCUACCUCCGCCUUCCCGCCGCCCCCCGCCCUCGGCCCGCGACGCCCGAGCUCCGCCCGGAGCCCAGAGCUGCGGGAGAACGAGGCGGCGGCGGCGGCGGCAGCGGCAGCGGCUUCCUCGGGGGGGUUGUGAUUCGCUCACAGGAGCCAUUGACGGGAGAAGACGAGGCUUUUCUUCGUGGAAUUUACCUCAGGCAAGAUCGAGCGGCCGCAAUAAAAAAGAGAGCGAGAGGAGCGAAUCCGGGAGGGCUGGAAAGGGCAGCUCCCCGCAGCUCCUCUCCGCCCGCCGUCUCGGGGAGCUCGGAGCCUUGCCUGCUGACCCUUCCCCUCCCCCGCUUCCUACUGCCCCUCAGCCCUCCGGCCGGGCCCUGGCAAUACCUCGCAGGAUUGUUCGGCGAAGGCUUGAAGGCUCUGUGGGUUUGUCCAUGGAGGCAGGCACCUUUUUCGAUUCAGUCGAGGAACGGGGUUUGUUCUCGAAAUCCGACUGA
Molecule: messenger RNA, 909 nt
Organism: Odobenus rosmarus divergens (Pacific walrus)
Lineage: Eukaryota; Metazoa; Chordata; Mammalia; Carnivora; Odobenidae
Exons: 2
Coding region: 1-909 (302 amino acids)
Source: RefSeq, a predicted model, not a curated record